CACAACUGUGCUUCGUACUUUUUUCGCUGUCACGUCGGUCUAGUCGGAGUAGUCCAGCAGAUGAUGAUGAUGUGGUUGGCCUCCAUGGUUACUGGUCUUCGGCACAGUAGACUACAGAGUACAGUACAGUAGCUUGUAGUUACCAGUCACACUGUCUCAGUGUCUGUCAGUGUCAGGUGCCAUAAUCGCUCAGAAACACUGCAGUUUUGCUUUUUGGGACAGACUGUCCUAGUAUUCAAGAUUUUGUGUUUUCUCCUCUAAAACUAUUUUCGUUACUGAACAGGGCAAAGUGUGUUGUGAUCAUUGCUUACAUUCCUUCGUGUUCGCUACCAUGAGCACCUAGGAAGCUUCGAAGUGCAACUGUGCUUCAGCUGAUACUCUGCUUUUGAGCUUUACGGUCACCACCCAUUGAGUUUCCAUUCAAAAUUGUUCGCUAUGGAUUGGUUGUCACGAGCGGUCCAGUGGACCCGCUGUCACAGAGCCUCAGCUGUCCUCUUGCUGCCAGCAUGUCUAGUUUUGAGUAGCUGCUUUGAAGCGUCUGCACGAGACAGUAUGUACAAGGAAGAACACGUGGUGCACUCACUACACCGUUUUCAGAAGUUGAAGGUAUCACAUCUGCAGCAUACCGUCGAGCACGGGACUCACAGAGAUGAUGGUCAUGAGAGGAGAAUACGGCUUAGGCUGUUUGACAGGGACCUUCAUCUACAUCUGAUUGUUCAUAAGAGUCUCUUCCAUCCAAAAUUUGUUGCUCAUGAAGUUGAUGGCAUGAAUCGAAAGACGCGCCGGCAAAUCAACAGAGCGGCAUUCUACCAUGGCGUUGUUCAAGGUCAAGAAAGAUCACGUGUUGUUGCUCACGUCAGUGAUGAAAAUGUUGUGAGUGCCUCAAUACACUUACCGGACGAAACAUACUCGAUUGAGCCAUCAAGACGUCACUUCAAAUCACCACACAACUUCCACAUGAUAGCGUACCGCGACUCGGACAUCAAACCCAAGCCAGAGGCACGUGCUUGUGGCCUUACACCAGAAGAUGAGGAAACUGGAAAUGACGUUGCAAGUCAUUCACAUGAUCUGCUGUCGUCUAUGUCACCAUGGAAGCUCUUCAAAGACCUGCCUUCCAAUGCCAGUGACCAAUCACACAGACCCAGUGCGCAUGGUGAGCAUCACCGACUACGACGUCAAGCAGUCUCCUCCGGGCGUGCUUGCCCGGUCACCUUGGUUGCAGACUCGUUCUAUUCAGACGGAGUCGGCGCUGGGGAUUUCCAGACUUCUGCUUCGUCAAUGAUUCAGCAGUUGAACUAUGCCGACACCAUUGUGUUUGCCAGGUCGACAUUUGUUGGACGGGGCGGUUCAAGCCUGCAGGCCACUUUUGGCAUGCAACUGAGAGAGGUCAUUGUGCAUCAAGCACCCAAUACGUCUAUUCCGUACAACACCGGCGUAAAAACCGGCGUACGCAGUCUGUUGACGGCAUUGAGCAGAAGCAACUGGAACCCAUCGCGACGUGCCGAUGGAAUGCCAGGAGUGUGUUUGGCCCACCUCUUCACGCAUCAAGGAUUUGCAGGCAAUAUCUUGGGACUAGCGUACGUCGCCAGUCCGGGCAGGAAUUCCGUCGGCGGGGUGUGCAAUAUUGCAUUUCAAGGCAACCGGUGGCUCAACGUGGGCAUCACAACCACACAGAACUGUCCUUCAGGAGACAUCACCGAUUGCCAAACACUGAUUCAGAGAGAGGCUGACCUUGUCACCGCUCAUGGUAAGCAUCCUGAACCAAUGGCAGCACUAGUCUACGAAUCACUGUGCUUGCCGGUGUUGCAACAAUAAAACAUCUGCCCACUG
Messenger RNA from Sycon ciliatum, 1830 nucleotides. RefSeq names its product ADAM 17-like protease. The transcript has 11 exons. Gene Ontology annotation, molecular function: metalloendopeptidase activity. Lineage: Eukaryota; Metazoa; Porifera; Calcarea; Leucosolenida; Sycettidae. Gene Ontology annotation, biological process: membrane protein ectodomain proteolysis; Notch signaling pathway. Bases 436 to 1815 code for a protein of 459 amino acids. Gene Ontology annotation, cellular component: plasma membrane. The record is from RefSeq and is a predicted model, not a curated record.